This is a messenger RNA of Chenopodium quinoa (quinoa), 2810 nucleotides long. RefSeq names its product putative receptor protein kinase ZmPK1. The coding region runs from base 111 to 2519 and encodes 802 amino acids. The record is from RefSeq and is a predicted model, not a curated record. Lineage: Eukaryota; Viridiplantae; Streptophyta; Magnoliopsida; Caryophyllales; Amaranthaceae. Gene Ontology annotation, biological process: protein phosphorylation; recognition of pollen. Gene Ontology annotation, molecular function: protein serine/threonine kinase activity; ATP binding. The transcript has a single exon.
ACUUAGACAAAUUUAGAGGGAUGGAAGGAAUAUAGAGUACCAUUGUAAAUAUUACGAUUUCUAUUCACUAAUGAAAUAAUAUUGCCUAAUACACCCACUAAACUAUCAUCAUGAGAGCUCAAAUAAUCUUCUUCCUCUUAAUUAUUUGCAAUUUCAACCUCUUUGUAACAUCUUCCAAACCUUCAAAUUAUCUACCUAGAGGCUCUUCAUUGACUGUCGAAGAUGCUUCAUCGAAACAUCUCGUUUCGCCGGACAAAACCUUCACUUGUGGCUUCUACACAUUCAAUGACACCACCCAUGCCUAUUACUUCUCAAUUUGGUACACCAACUCUAAGGAAAAAACCGUUGUUUGGACGGCUAAUCGAGAUAAACCCGUAAACGGCCAUGGCUCGAGGUUGACCCUAACGAAACAUGGUUCACUAGUCUUAACCGACCGUGGUGGCUCAAUUGUGUGGGCAACAAAUACUUCCUCAGUCGCGGUUGAUAGAGUCGAGCUUCUUAACUCCGGGAACCUUGUUCUUAAGAACAAAAGUGGUAAAAUUCUAUGGAAAAGUUUUGAUUUUCCAACUGAUACUUUGUUACCUAAUCAAUUUUUUACAGAGAACCAAAAAUUAAUUUCUCGAAUAUCUCCGCAAGUUUUUAGUCCUGGCUAUUUUAGUUUUUACUUUGAUAUUGAAAAUGUGCUUAAAAUGGUUUACGACGGCCCUGAAUUUUCAAGCGUAUAUUGGCCUAAUCCUGAUAUUAAUAUAUUUCAAAAUGGUAGAACAAGUUACAAUGGUACCACGGUCGCGAUCCUUGAUGAUACGGGUGCUCUUGUAUCGAGUGAUGGACUACAUUUCAGUGCUUCCGACGUUGGUUUAGGGGUUAAAAGAAGGUUAACAAUGGAUUAUGAUGGGAAUUUGAGGCUUUUUAGUUUGAAUGAUACGUCCGGUUUAUGGACCGUAACAUGGCAAGCUGUUAUUCAACAAUGUGAUGUACAUGGUUUAUGUGGUAGGAAUGGGAUUUGUAUUUAUACACCGGACCCUAAAUGUUCAUGCCUUCCGCACCAUGAACCCGUGAAUUCGAAUGAUUGGAGCAAGGGAUGCAAGCCUAGAUUUAAAAGGGGGUGUAAUGAUACUCAAUUUAUUGAGAUUCCUCAUGUCGAUUACGAUGGUUUCGAUCUCAAUUUUACUCGAAACAUUUCUUUUAAUGAUUGUCGACAAAUUUGCUUAGGGGAUUGUCAUUGCGAAGCAUUUAAACAUGCCAUAAGAGAAGGGUUAUGGACUUGUUACACGAAAGGUGACCUUUUCAAUGGGCACAUGAAUGAUGAGAGUUUGUACCUAAGAAUUCCUAAAAGAGUGAAAUCAUCGGAGUCCAAUAAUAUCCUUAGUGUAUCGCGGUUGGCUUGUGGAGGUGGUGAUCCGAAGAUAGAACUCCUACCCAUGUUGUAUAAUGAUGCCUCAACUCGAAGCUUUAAGUGGGCGUAUUUGUACUCAUUUGGUGUGGCUAUUGGAGCCAUUGAAGUCGUUCUUUUCGUAUCAAGUUGGUGUAUCUUUUUCAGGAAACAUGGGACUUUGGGUUCUUUGGAAGAAGGGUAUCGGACUAUUUCGAGUCAAUUUAGAAGCUUUAGCUACGGCGAACUCAAGAGGGCAACGGAGAAAUUCAAGCAAGUUCUAGGAGAAGGAGGGUUUGGAUCCGUUUACAAGGGUGUUUUAUCAGAUGAAAGGGUGGUAGCAGUGAAGAAACUCGAAAAGGUAGUCCAAGGGGAGGAAGAAUUUUGGGCAGAAGUGAGCACAUUUGGUAGGAUCAAUCAUAUGAACUUAGCUCGAAUGUGGGGUUUUUGUUCGGAAGGGAUACAAAGGCUCUUGGUUUAUGAGUACGUCGAGAAUGGAUCCUUAGACAAACACUUGUUCUCUUCCUCCACUACAAGCACCCUUCUCGAGUGGGAAAAGAGGUACAAGAUUGCACUAGGUACCGCAAAAGGCUUACAAUACCUUCAUCACGAGUGCCUAGAAUGGGUUAUCCAUUGUGAUGUAAAGCCUGAAAACAUACUUUUGGACAGUGAUUUCGAGCCUAAAAUAUCAGACUUUGGGUUAGCAAAGUUAUGCCAACGCGAUAGCCAAGGGUUAUCCCAGUUGUCCAUGAUGAGAGGCACGAAAGGGUAUAUGGCUCCCGAGUGGACAACAAACCUUCCUCUUACAUCGAAGGUUGAUGUUUACAGCUACGGAGUAGUGAUACUAGAGCUAGUGAGAGGGCUUCGACUAUCGAGUUGGGUAGUCGAUGAUAAUGUUAAAGAAGAGGAGAUGCUUAAAUUGAAAAGUUUUGUGAGAUUUGCACAAGGUAAGAUGCAAGAUGGAGGGGAUUCAUGGAUCGAUGACUUAGUCGAUUCGAGAUUGGAAGGAAAAUUUUGUCGAAACCAAGCAGUAAAAAUGAUCGAGAUAGGUCUUUUGUGUGUCGAGGAUGACAGGAACAAGCGUCCAACAAUGGAAUCAGUUGCCCAAGCUCUUGCCGAGUGUGAAGAUGAAGUUGUAACUAUGUGACUAAUACUCCUUAAAAAUAAUGCUUGGAUAUUUAUUCUAGUUAUUUUUGAGCAAAAUGCUUGGAUGUAAGUUUUUUUUUUUUUUUUUUUUUUUUUUUUGAAGAGAAUGCUUGUAUGUAUGUUAAUGUGUUAUUGUAUGCAUAUAAAUUAAAAACAUAAAUCGAAGAAGUAAUUUUUGUAAAAAGUUGUUUAAAAUUAUAAAUUGUUUGACAAUAAUAUGUACUCCCAAACUAGGAUAUGAUAUUUUUACCUUCAUAAUGUAAAAUAAUUUGUAAUUAAGGCCUUAUUUGCU